UGUCAAACCAACAUGGCGGGACUUAACACUUUAACUGACGACUUGGAAGCACAGUUAACGUGUGCUAUUUGUAACGAUAUCUUUACUGAUCCAAGGACACUACAAUGUCUACAUACUUUCUGCUUUAAAUGCAUCAAAAGUUGGAACGAAGCUUGUCACAAAGAAAUGAAGAGGCUAAGAUGUCCAACUUGUAGAGCAGUAGUCAAGAUCGAAGAAGACGACAUCUCGAAGCUUCCUUCUUCGUUUACGUACAACUCGCUGCUUCAGCUUUUCAACGUCAUGAAGACCAAGACUGACGAACACAACCAACAGCAGCUUCCANAGUGUGUAAGUUGCAACAAACGAWGCGUAUUGGUUGGAUUUUGUGCUCAAUGUGAAGGAAUGAUUUGUAAUGAAUGCAUCAACCAACACAAAACAGUAAAGCCAUUGAUCAAAACCCAUCAAGCAACGCUAUGGAGUGAAUUCAAGACACAAAAUGUCAACAGCUACAUCAACAAUCAAGCCAUUUGCAAUGAGAAAUUUCACGAGAAAUGCCGUCUCGAUUACUACUGCAUAACGUGCAGGAAGUGUAUUUGUCAAAAAUGUGGUACCACAUCACACGGCAGCCAUGACAGGGUCACCAUCGAGGAGGCAGCUGAAGAUGCUAAAAACCUUAUCAGAAAAGAAAAGGAUCAACUCAACGAGCUGCUCAUCAGUUACAAGAAAGAGUUUGAUCUGUCCAUUGAAAAUAUGAUAAGGAUUCAAAGCGAGGUUGACACAGCAAAGGCAAAAGUACAAAAUGACAUACAAGCUAUGAUGAAGAUUCUACAAGACCGCCAAAACGCUUUGAUUGCUACCUUGGACGGCCUCCUUGCAGAACAAACAACAGCAAAUGAAGAUGAGAAAAAGCAGAUCAACGCCAACAUUCAACAAGUCACUGAACUGAAAUAUCAGUGUGAAACAAUGGAAGAGAAAAACUUAGAAAAAUUCAUUUUGGAAAGCUACGAAAAUUUACUAGAAAUUUGUAAAGCUACAGCGCAGAACAAGUCUGUCUUAUCGACCAAACCGGUGAAGCGAAACUUAACCACAUGUUAUAUUCAAAACCCGGAAGUCAUCCCCUUGAUGCGAAAUUUGAAACUCGGGGAGGUAGUGGAAACCGUGACAGAUCCGUCCCGUUGUUCUAUCGAAUCUCUAAGUGAGGUCAGAUGUGGUUUUAUCAAUGAAUUUGCGAUUGUGACAAGAAAUUCACAAGGGGAUAUAUGCCAUACCAGGGAAGAUAUAAUUGAUGUACAAAUCCAAGAUGUUGAUGGCAAUGAUGUUGAGAAAGAAGUGAUGGAAACUGAAACUGGAAGAAUUGCAGUGAAGUACAAAGCAGAUAAACCUUCACUUUACAAAGUUGCGGUGAGUAUUGGAGGAAAACAAAUAACAAACUCACCACGGAACAUUGAGACAAUUGAUGCCCAAGCAGAAUUUAAACCCUUGAAGAUAAUUGAUGUCGAAGAGAGAAUGUCCAAUCCCAGUAUUGCACUUGAUGUAAGUGACAGUGGCGACAUUGCUGUGGUUAAUAAUGAUUUUAUCAAGGAUUUCCGUGUUGUGUUGUUCAAUGCUGAUGGAGAGUAUUUGCGAGACAUUGGUGGUGCAGGAUCAGGAGAUGGUCAGCUGAGAGGUCCAUUGGGAGUCAUCUUCAAUGAGGACAAAAUAGUCAUCACCGAUAAUCUAGGUGAUUGUGGCUGUAUCAAGGAAUUUGACAUCGAUGCGGGUAACUACAGAAGAACUCUUAUCAAACUACCUGAAAGAAUAGUAUUAAGAAUGUGUACAGCCAAUCAAACGAUCGCGUGUUUGUGUUACAAUUACAGUACUAAAGAGACAUUUAUAAAGUGCUUUGAUAAGCACAGUUAUGAUCACCUUCAUGACAUCAAACUGGAUGUUCCUGACGAUGGUCAUGGGUCACCUUUCUCAUUAGUUUAUGACAACAAUAAGUACUUUGUAUCGUUUCUUCAUGUGCCCAUUGUUUAUGUUUUUGACGAGAAUGGUGUUCUACUGUACACGUUUGGAAUGAAAGGCAACAAACAAGGUCACUUUGAUUUUGUACGUGGACUUGCUGUGUUUGGUAAAGAAAUGCUUCUUGUCUGUGAUCUAAAUAGCCACCGCGUGCAAGUCUUCAGUCAAGACGGUCAGUUCAUAAGUUCUUUAGGUAGCUAUGGUUCAGGCCUUGGUCAAAUAAAUGGUCCGUAUGACGUUGCUGUUGCACCAGAUGGUCGAGUAUUUGUGCUUGAAGGGUUCGGCAAACGAGUGCAGGUGUGGAGAUGAGAUCUGUUGACUGCCUUCCUAGCGAUGUACCCAUAAAAACAAAUAAUGCUACCUGUUGCACACCAAAUAUGUACAAUUGUAGUCAUAGAGAACAUGUCCUUAAUCAGCUAUACUCAGUCCGUAGCAGCAGACCGUUUGUUUCUAUUGUAUUUUAGAAGGAAUAAAAUUACAGGUAAAACAAAAAUGCUACAGUCUAAUUGACAGUAUGAGAAUCAUAUCUAUAUAUUGAAAAUUGCUGUAGUUUAGAACCAUUUUAUUUUCUUCGAAUUUUUCACUCAAAAUCCUAGAUCAUGAUACUCCGUACAGAAAUUCACAAUUUAGACAAACAGAAAUUAGAAAAUUUUGAUGUUAUAAAAUAAAAGAAUUUGAGUCAACUGUUUGAAUCAUCAAUCGCACGUCAUGUGUCGCUAUCAUUGUGUUGGACCACAAGAAACUGGAUGGACCUUAGGCCCCGUCCACACUACUAAAGCGUUUUCGUUUGUAUCCGUUUUCAAUAAGUGUGAAAACGUAUAGAUUGAACUGCGUCCACACUAGCGUAUUCAAGCGUAUCAGUGUGGACAGUUGAAAACACAAAUACGGUCAUAUCGAUCAAAUUACAUGUCUUCUGCGAUAAAGAAAACUCAAUAAAACAAGAAA
This is a messenger RNA of Exaiptasia diaphana, 2925 nucleotides long. Its product is annotated as E3 ubiquitin-protein ligase TRIM71. NCBI's taxonomy places the organism in Eukaryota, Metazoa, Cnidaria, Anthozoa, Actiniaria, Aiptasiidae. Gene Ontology annotation, biological process: positive regulation of DNA-templated transcription. Gene Ontology annotation, cellular component: nucleoplasm; chromatin. The transcript has 2 exons. Bases 13 to 2289 code for a protein of 758 amino acids. Gene Ontology annotation, molecular function: protein binding; ubiquitin-protein transferase activity; zinc ion binding. The record is from RefSeq and is a predicted model, not a curated record.